Molecule: messenger RNA, 4289 nt
Organism: Culex pipiens pallens (northern house mosquito)
Lineage: Eukaryota; Metazoa; Arthropoda; Insecta; Diptera; Culicidae
Exons: 2
Coding region: 1381-2814 (477 amino acids)
Source: RefSeq, a predicted model, not a curated record
UCAGUAAUUUUUUAAAUAGGGAUAUUGUAAUUGAAAUUUAUUUCUAGUUUUUUUUAAAUGGUAUCAUACAAAACUCAAGACUGGGAUUUUAACUAUUCUAGAAAAAAUAUAAGACUUUUUUUUAACUUAGUCAAGUAUAGAUUUCAGGAAGAACAAUACACUUAGACAAUUCAUCGAUUAUGGGAACUGUUUUUUCCACUUUUGUAUACUAUCAAACAAGCUUAAAAAGAAAACAGUGGAAGUUUUUUCGCAGCCCUAUGAUCACGAUGAUUUUUCUUUCCAUACAAAAUAUUUUAAUCUGCCGAAAAUAUAAGAAACUUCCUGAUCGCGCGAGAGAUCAAAUUCCAAAUUCUACCAGCCUAAAUGUGAUCCACAAAUAAAUGUUUUUCCGUCCCUGUUUGUCCCUGAAGUGAGCAGAGUGAGCAGAGGUGAUCCUCGCUCUUUUAGAUCUCUCCCCGGCUCGCUUCUCAUGUACUGUCCCUUUUAGAGUAUAGUCUUAAAUAAACCGUUGACUACGCCAGACAGCUACGCGUUUAAAAAUAAAUUGUGUAGUUUCUGUUCGCGCAAUAAAUUGUUUUAAUCAGUGCUAAACGGUUUAUGAUUAGUGUCCGAAAUCCCCGAACCGACCACACGCGCGAACAUUUGGUCCUUCGAACCGGAUCCGAAGGAUCCGGUAUGGCCAGGUUCGGGACACUUCGCGAAACGGACAGUUCAGUGCGAAGUGUAGGCCGGCUCGCGAAGAGCGGCCUGAAGUGAACGGUGCAAAAGCGCGCCUGGACAGUUUUGGUGCGCGUGAACCAACGGACAAAAAGUGCACGGAAAUCCGUGAAAAAGUGCUAAAAAGUGCGGAAAAAUCCCAAAAACCCGGAGCUGAACAGUGGCACAAUAGUGCAUUGAAAAGCAGCCAAACAAAGGCAGUGACGACCAGUGCAGUGCGGUGAAGAAGAUUUCGCCAUCGCGGAACUCACGGUGUGCGCGCGCUUUGGCAAGCGUCGCGACGUCACCAUCUCAACCGGUUGGCUGACGUCAUCGUUGGAGUCGGUGAUUGAUUGGCGCCUGGAGAUUUCGGGACGGAUUUGGCGGAUUUCGAAGCAGAUUCAGGAGAGUAUUUGCACGUAGUACGGUGGCUCGGUUAAUUUGGCUCUUUGCGGAUCGAAAUAAAGUGGCUUUUGAAAAUAAAAUUGCACGAGAGUUUUUAUUAGUCUGGUCAGGUUGCAUGAGUGUUGUGUUGUUCUGUCUGGUCCUCUGGAAUUCCCUGGUCGAUUCCCCUGUCGCUGCUGUCAAUACUGGGUCGUACAGUUCGCAAUCUGUCUUGCGCGAUCGCGUCGUGGAACGUCGAGUCGAUCUGUCUGUUUCCGGUGAAUCUGAAAGUGAAAGUGGAUGUUAUUCAGUUGGCGAUCAGUGGUCACGAUGGGCGAUCUGCAGACUUUGCGGAAGAAGCAGGAGAUCCUGCUGAACAAACUGGAGGUGCUGAAUCAGUUCGUCGAGCACUACAAGGCGGAAGAACACGAGUGCCAGCUGGAAGUUCGACUCGGAAUGCUGAACGACGUGUAUCAGGAGUUCACGGAUCUACGAACGAAGCUCGAGUUGCUGCUGGAAGAAAAGGAUGCGGCCAAGUUCGCGAAUGCGGAGCCGAAGGUCAAGCAGGAGGUCGUGUCACACCGUGAAGAGGCCAAUCUACAGGUGGUGCAGGAGUUCGACAACAAAUUCUGCAAAAUCAAGGCGAUGCUGAUUGCGAAGCGGCCGGUCAAGGACGUCGCGCAGACAGUUCCAAGUGUUGGUGAUGCGGAUACCUCGUUUCCGUUGCGCGUCAAGCUGCCUGACAUUCAUCUGCCGAACUUCAGCGGAAAUCUGCGCGAGUGGGUGACCUUCCGUGACACCUUCAAAAGUCUCAUCCACCGGAACUCGAAGCUGACAUCGAUGGACAAGUUCACCUAUCUUCAAUCGUCUCUUUCUGGUCCUGCGUUGUUGGAGAUUAGUGGCAUCGAUCUGUCGGAAGAAAACUACUCCGUCGCGUGGUCCGCGCUGGAGGAGGAGUACGGAAACAAGAAGCUGAUCGUGAAAGCCCACCUCGAUGUCAUUCUGGAUCUGGAACCGCUGACCAAGGAGUCGUACGACGGUCUCAGCCACCUGCUCGGUGAGUUUGAGAAAAAUCUGCAGAUGUUGGACAAGACGGGUGAAAAUAAUGCCAACUGGAGUACGGUUAUGGCGCACGUCCUGUGCUCAAAGCUGGACUCGUCCACGCUUAGGAAUUGGGAGACCCACCACAACAGCAAGGAAGUCCCAACCUACAAGGCUCUACUGGAGUACCUGCGCGGCCACUGUUCGGUUCUUCAGUCGAUCAAACGAGCGAAAGCGAAAUCGUCGGAACAGCGCCCUCCGAAGACAGCGGUCUGCCACACUGCUGUGCGGAGCAGCAACCAGUGUCAGUUUUGCAGCGGCCCGUGGCACACCCCGUUCCGGUGCUUCAAGUUUCAGAAGAUGACGAUCUCGGAGCGCAACGACGCUGUUUCGAGAAACAAGCUGUGCAGAAACUGCCUGAAGCCUGGACAUUACCCGCGGACGUGCGAAGGAGGAACUUGCCACCACUGUCACCAGAAACACCACUCGAUGCUGCACAACGAUCAGAUGAGAUCCUCCGUUCCACAACAGCAGUCGAGACCGACCGCGACGACCUCAGUACAGCGACAACAACCUAGACCACAGAACACGAAUCAGACAACACACACUCCAGCCAACAAUGCACCUGCUAAUCCGACUAACCUACAGACUACAGACUCUCAAACCACACAGCCACAAACCCAAGGGGGUUGACACUCGAUCAUUCAGGAAUCAUUCCAGUUUAAUUCCAGAAUGAUUGGAAUGAUGAGAAUGUUUUGCUCUAUAAUAUGAGUUUUCCAGAUUAGCGUGUAAACGUCAAAAAAUCAAAAUAAAGCAAAAUGUUUUCAUCCCAUGUUGUUAUACGAUCGUGUUUCGUUUGCGGCAAGCGAAAGCCCCUGCGGAUCUCACGAAAUUUACGGGUGGAAAAGGACGUUUAAAAAAAACAGCCAGUGACGAGCUGAUAACCAGCCUCUUUCGCGGCCACCUUCAACAAGACUAUCGUUUUCACCAGGAGACGGCCGUGGCGGAAGACUGUCUCAAGGUGAACAAAUUCGGCGAGGUCCCCCCCGACUCUGGGACCUCGAAACGGUGACCGGGGAAUCCGCUGGCUCUGAUGGAGAAGUGGAGAUGACCCGGCCAGGAUGGCAGUGUAACCGGCAAGGAACAGAUCGCGGACGUGGAAUCCGAACAAGCCGCAUGAUGCGUGGAACACGAUUCCGGCCGAACUGGUCAAACGUUACGAUAUUCAAUUCAAGGCUCCGAGCGUAUCGCAGGCGUUUUCGACCCGGGAGGUAAAGGCGGAUUGCAUCGGCAAGUUGGUCACGGUUAUAGGAAUCGUUACCCUUUGCACCAAGGUAAAGCCCAUGAUGACGGUGGCCACUUAUACAUGUGACCGUUUGACGCCGGAGAUUUAUGGCCAUUUGGACGUGAAGAAGGCGCAGCUGUUUCUGCUGGUUGGUCUAUCAAUGCCCGAACGGCACGAAACAUCAACAUCUGCCUGAUAGGAGAUCUCGGAGAUUCUUGCCGCUGCCAAUCCUGCGUACGGCCGUUACAACUCACGGCACACCAUCUAGCAGAACAUCCAACUGCGAGCCGCUUUGCUUGCUCAUCCUAGACAAUCCGGACCGCAUGUCGCUGAUCCGCGGGUACAACGCACUGUGCAAGCGUAAAGUGCCGGUCAUCCCGCCGGAACUGUCCGAGUACAUUGUAAACGCUUAGGAGGCCCUCCAUCUGUUGGAAAUAUUCAAGGACUCGCUGAACCAAACCGAGUAGUAAAGACCACUUACACCCAAAACACGUCGGACAAGAUCUUUCCGCUGACGCGAGAGUUGGUCGGUGCGAGCGAAACGGUCAAGAUCUCAGACGUGAUGAAGCGCUGCACGACCAAGCUGGGCCAGGAGGACGCCUGCAUCGAGGAGUAAGAGGAGCUAAACGUAUGGCAGGACAACGACCGAAGGCGGACGAAAAUUACCUUUGUCAGUUAGCGAUUAAAUGCAGUUUAUGUGUAUUCGAAUAUUUUGUCAUCUGAAUUGAACUUUUGGGUUUUUGGCAACAAAUAAAAUCAGUCCAUCAGUGCAGGAAGAAUAUUCGAUAGAACCUGGUACCAACGUCCGCCGGGUUGAUGGGCCACCUCGUCGGCAGGUUGACGACCUGAAUCCUACAAUCAUCGACGAAUUCCUGCCUGUUGG